Erythranthe guttata (spotted monkey flower) is the source of this 915-nucleotide messenger RNA. RefSeq lists its product as uncharacterized. NCBI's taxonomy places the organism in Eukaryota, Viridiplantae, Streptophyta, Magnoliopsida, Lamiales, Phrymaceae. The record is from RefSeq and is a predicted model, not a curated record.
UUCUCAGAAGAAAAAAAAGGGGUUUAAGAAGAGGGGUUUUAACUCCAGCAGCCAUGGGAGACAUUUUCUCCACGCCUUCACAACCAAACUCCAGCUCCUCCCCCAACGCCACCUCCGCCGCCACCGCCACCUCCGCCGCAAGCCCCACCAUGUCUCCUCCAGAUUCCCCGCAACCGCAUCCACCCGAACCCACUCAGCACCACACAAACGAAGAAUCAGAAACCCCAAAUCGAGAUCCACCAACAGAUACAAAGUCUGCCGAACAAUCCAAAUCCGAAUCCGAAUCGCCAAUUCAGGAAACCCUGGAAGAAUCGAUCAAAGGCGGAGGAGAAGAAGAAGUAGAAGAAGAAGAGGAGGAGGGAGAAUGUGGAUUUUGCUUGUUCAUGAAAGGGGGUGGAUGCAAAGACACGUUUACAGAUUGGGAGAAUUGUGUGGAGGAAGCGGAGAAGAAGCAAGACGAUAUCGUCGAGAAGUGUUUUCAGGCAACUGCAGCCCUUAAAAAAUGUAUGGAGGCUCAUUCCGAUUACUACGCUCCCCUUCUGCAGGCGGAGAAGGCGGCCGAGGAGGAGGCCGCCAAGCAAUUGGAGGAAGAGAAACAAGCGUUGAAAGACGGAGAAGAAGAAUCGACGAAGAAGGAAAUCGAGGAAGCUUCGGUCAGCUCUGAUCAAAUGAAACAGCCUUGAUUUCGGUAUGAUUCUCAAGAUUGAGCCUUUUUUUUUUGGUUAUACUUUUAUUCUUGUUGAAUGGGAUUGUGAGGGUUUAGGAGAUAUUCACUUUGGUUAAUCCAAUGAACUCGAGAGUUUCGGACCGGAAAUUAGUAUGCUUUUCGAAUAAUUGUAUUGAAUAUUGGAAGGAGAUUCUUUCAAUGCAUAUUGCUGAUUAUUAACUUGUUAAAUCAAUUUAUCAUUGGGUCGA